AUGCCUCCACCCCACCACCAGCACCAACCCAGCACCUCCCACGCCUACCACCCCCGCCACUCUGUCCUCCCCGCCUCUUCCUCCUCCACGGGCACGGGCAUGGGCAUGGGCAUGGGCAGCGCCUCCGCCAUGUCCAACACCAAAGCCCGGCAAUACGCCAACCUCCACGCCCAGCUCGACCAGCUGAAUGCCAACCUGCAUGACACCGAGAAUCUUCUGCGUAUGACGGCCGUGCAGGCUGAGGAUAUGCGGUUCUUGGGUGGUUAUGUCGGCGCGCUUUUUAUGGGUUCGGCCAAGGUGUUGGGUGAGGAGGGGGUUAAGGGGAAUGCGGAUCGGGGGGUGGGAGUGGGAGUGGGGAUAUGGGGGGGGGGAGGAGUUAGGGUUGAGAUGAGUUGA
Messenger RNA from Aspergillus heteromorphus CBS 117.55, 396 nucleotides. RefSeq names its product DASH complex subunit HSK3 family protein. Gene Ontology annotation, biological process: attachment of spindle microtubules to kinetochore. The record is from RefSeq and is a predicted model, not a curated record. The transcript has a single exon. Bases 1 to 396 code for a protein of 131 amino acids. NCBI's taxonomy places the organism in Eukaryota, Fungi, Ascomycota, Eurotiomycetes, Eurotiales, Aspergillaceae. Gene Ontology annotation, cellular component: DASH complex.